Ceraceosorus guamensis is the source of this 1601-nucleotide messenger RNA. RefSeq lists its product as hypothetical. Gene Ontology annotation, molecular function: S-adenosylmethionine-dependent methyltransferase activity. Lineage: Eukaryota; Fungi; Basidiomycota; Exobasidiomycetes; Ceraceosorales; Ceraceosoraceae. The coding region runs from base 133 to 1182 and encodes 349 amino acids. The record is from RefSeq and is a predicted model, not a curated record. The transcript has 8 exons.
AAUUAAUGUGUGCCGAUGACUCGAUCCAACGUCAACCUUGGUCGCUUCUCUGACUCGACAAGAGGAGGAGGAUUGAUUCUGAUAUAAAGCUACCACACACAAGAAGAUUCAUUUGGGCAUCGCGCAAGAGUCAUGACAGCCCUACGCACGAGUCUCUGGUACUCUUCCAGGAUUGUCUCAUCCGUCUCCAAUUGCGCAAGACCAAGCUUUCAUCAACCUGGCAAUAAAGUCAUUGCGCUGUCUCCCAGCAUAGAGCAUAGAGAAAUGUCAUCGGUCGUAGACAAGGUCUCGUCUGCAACGAGCAGCGCCGUCGAAGCUGUGACGUCGCGUUUGACGCCCAUGCAUCCACUUGCAAGAUCCGGCUUCGACCUCUCCGGUGCAUCAGGGCUGUACGAUCGAGCUCGUCCGUCCUACCCCACAGAGGCCAUCGAGGCCAUCUUGACGGCACCUACUGCUAGAACGAAUGGCAAGAAGAGCAAGCUGAGCAUCGUAGAGCUUGGCUCGGGCACAGGCAUCGCUACUCGUGCCCUGCUCGCUCAAUCAAACGAUAGGAUCGCGAAAUUGGUGGCUGUAGAACCUAGCACCGGUAUGAGACAAGGCUGGGAAACGGCUAUUGCUCCAGUCCGGCAAACCUUGCACGACGUCGAGCUCAAGACUGUUGAUGGUGCUUUCGAGAACAUCAAUGCUGGUCAUGACAACGAUAUUGUGCUCGUGGCGCAAGCCUGGCACUGGACGCGCGACUUUUCGAAAGCAAUCGCCGAAAUUUCCUCCACCCUAAGGCCUGGCGGAGUGUUUGCUCUGAUGUGGAAUCUCGAGGACCGAGAUGCUGCUUCCUGGGUUGCUGGCCUCAGAGAUCACUACGAGCAGUAUGAGAACGACACACCCCAAUACCGCCGAAUGCUCUGGCGUGAGCCAACAUAUGCCGCUCCAGCGCUGAAAGAUUUCGAUCACCUCCAGCCAUUAGCUUUCUCUCGCGAGCUGCCAACGACCAUCGAAGGUGUCACUGACCGACUCUUGAGCAAGUCCUACAUUUCGGUUCUCGGGGAACCGGAAAGGACGAAGCUCAUUGAUAGCUGCCGGAAAGUGGUGGAAUCGUCUCCGGACCGUAAAUGGCUCGACGAGGAGAAAGGCAUCUUUGCCUACCCAUACAAGACGGACUUGCUGUUGUUCCGAAAAAAGUGAAGCAAUUGGCCCGAUGCCGCUUCGAGCAGGGUCAAGAGCACUGCAUGACAGCACCUCUUUGAAUUGAUGGGUCCCCUCCUCGUGAUUCACCUCGACGAGGUAUCCGCGAUGCGAUUACCGCAUACAUCUAUGCUUCUUGAUUGUAGUAGAGGUGCGGACUCUCGUGGUGAAGGCACCUUGCAGAGGUCUCGUUGAGACUGCGAGGGUACGCGUCGAGUCAUAAUCAAGUCCCAUCGGAUAUGACGAGCAUUGCCAAGUAUAGGCCGCAUCAACGGGUCGCAUGGAGCUGUGGAGCUAGCUUCGGCGCCCGACUAGAGAGCAUCUAGCCUCAGUGUGCUUGUGUUGCCCGUGAUUCAUCACGAUAGCAUCUCUUGAAAUCCCAAAUGAUUACCACAAUCCAAACGUCAAUCUGCACGCCG